GAAGUAACAGUGAGGUGAGGCUAUAUAAGUGAUCCCUGGUUACUGAAGCAAACUGACAGCUGACGGCUGCCUCAGUGACGUGUUUACUCCAACAGCUGAUCCGGCCUGAGGGUCGUCGCUGCUCCUCAAGUAACAACCUCCUCCUCCAUCAUCUUGUAUGGGCAAACUUGAAGCAUUCAGUUUUCCCGUGCUAUAAAGUUUGGCAGAUGAGACAUCUGCACUGACCUAAAUCAUGUCAUCUGAAAGUGAAGAGGAUUUCCAGUCUGCUGAUGAAGGUUCAGAUUUUGAAGGCUUCGAAUCUCCAGAAUCGGCAAAACAGCUGCCGAAACAAUGUCGCCAACCACUGCCAUCCACUCUAUCCUCCAGCAAUGAAGAAGCAGCAGCAGUGGUUGAAUGCUACAUUCCUCAAUCAUCACUGCCCCCUCAAACUGUUUCACUUUCUAGCGAUGAGGAAAAGACAGGUUGCAGUACCAGUGAUAAAAAAGAUAAUACUGAUAAAUCACCUUCUGAGUUAGAAAACGGUGGUCAGGUAUGUCCAAGUAUCAAAUCGGCAAAUUGUUCUCGAUCAGAGAAAAUCCAACCAGAUGAGGAAAAAAAGCAGACUUUAGACAAGGAAAUAGGAGCAGCUUUAAAUGAGUUGAAUAUUCAUGAUACUGUGUGUGAGAAUUUAAAGAGCACAGAUACACCACCAAAGAAAGAAAUCUCUUCUGCACUUAUCAGAGAUUCACAAAUAAGUAAUCCAGAGUGUGUUAAAUUAGAAAAGGAAAUUUUGUUUUCUGAAAAUAGUGAACUGAUCAAGUGUGCCAAGAGUGAUAGAAUAGAAGGUGAUAUUACAAAGGAAAAUGAAAAAAGUUCCAUUGAUGAGAGAGAGAAUUACAGUAAGAUAAAUUCUUGUGAUAUGCAAGAGUCCAUUACACAUACAGUACAUGCAGAACAUGAUGAGGACAAGAAUACAGAAAAGGAUGUCCAUGUUGAAAAUGUAAAGCAAAGUGAAGUAAAAAAUACAGAAAUUAAUCUGACAAAGAGAGUAGAAGUGACUCAAAUUAAGGAAACGGAAGCAGCAUGCCAAACAAUUGCCAACCAGAGACAGACAGAAGAAAAUCAACCAGAUAUUGAUAAGGGUACUUUUGCUGUACAUUCCAGUCACUGGGAUGGUCGUGCAAAAGAAGAAAAAAAGACUAAUUAUAAGGUGUUGGAUUCAGGAGAAAUCUCGAAACCCAAACCAAUCCGUGAAUCUAAAAUAGGCAUGAAAAAACCUCGUGAAAAGCUUGGGGAACGACUUGGAGCAAGAAAAUUAGGUUCCAGAAUAGAAAAGAAGGCAUUAAAGAACAUCAGUUCAGACAGCAUGAAAAAGAUUGAAGACAGUUCAGAUCAGUUUAAUGAGAGAUCAGACUGUGCCUUAAAUAAAGAGAGAAACGAAGAGAAAAAGGAGUUCAUUAGUGAAGAAAACGAAGAUGAACACAAAAAACGGCAAGAAGUGGAAGAGCAGGAGCAGCUGCUGAGGUGGCAGCUGGUUCAUAAUCAGGGUGGAAAUGCUCAAAACAUACCUUGUGAAGAUGAUGGGGGCUGGGGAGAGUCGUGGGGUGGCUGGGGCACUACGCUUCUCUCUGCUGCCUCCACCUUCACCCGGGAGGUGGGCAAGGGUGUUGGCACUGUCAUGGAGACAGUGGAAGGCACCUUGGGAGUCCCUGAUCCUGAAACUCUUGCUCAGGAGAUUGCAGAACGUGAAAGAAAGUUGAAAAGUGAGCAAGAGCCCUUGAAAAGCAAAGUAGAAGAGGAAAUCCAAGGAGUAGACAAUUCAGAAAGAUUGGAAGAUGCUGGUGUGAACACAGUAAGUACUGGUAGAAACAGCGAGGAAUGCCAGAAGUCAGUAGUAGACUACAGCUUUGGCGGACUCUCCUCUCUUGGAUCUCUCGUGUCUGGUGUCUCGGGGGCACUAGAGACUGCUAGCUCAAAGGUGCUGUUGGGAGGUUUGGAUACCCUGGAAGUUAUUGGAAGAAAGGCAAUGGAUGUUAUCCAAGAUGGAGAUCCUGGGCUACGGAAAAAGAGAGCUCUUCUCUCCAACAGAAAAACCAAUUUAUCCCAAGUCUUGCAAGAGGCACGACAACGAGCUGCUAUCGAGGAAAGUGAACAGCGAGAGGGCAAUGGCGAUGAUUGCAAGAACCUAAAAAAGAUUACUUUUGAUGGUGCAUGGGAAGGUACUGAAGGACCUGUGCAUCUUGAGGCACUGUCAUUGGUUGCCAAGCAGUGUGAAUCCAAGAUGGCUUCCAUGGUGCACAGUCUACCACAUUAUUUAAUAGAAAAGCUUAACUCUGCAAAUACUGAUAUUAAGGAUGCCUGUGAACUGGAAGAGGAUGCCACUUUAGAAGGAGAUUUAAGAGAACUAGUAACGAAUAUUGUGCCACAGAUUGGCCUUCCAAUGCAGUCAGAUAAAAUAAAUAAGGCUUGGUCAUCAUUUGAGGAAACUGCAUCACUUAUCAAAGAUGCUGGAUCAAUUGAUGGCCCAACUACUGAACGGGAACUUUAUGCAGAACUGGCGGUCUUAGUGGGGCAGGUCACAGCUGUGAGCCAUAAAGGAGCAGAGUUGUCACUUACUAAUCCUCAAGCCGAUGUUCUCACACUUGCAGCAUACUUUACUCAACUGAUAAAUAGUGUGUGCGGUGGCAUUGAAAACAUCGCAGACCAGACAUGUGGAGCCAUCACAGCAGGAGCCUCGGCUGCUGAUGCUCAAGUUAAUAACACAAUCACCAACAUUUAUUUACAGGCAGCAAGUGGGAAACAUUACCUGCAGCAAGGUAUGCGGCACCUGACAUCAGUUCUCCAGUAUGCCAACACCAAACAAAUGGUUGCACAACUCUAGACAAGGGUUAUUGUUGCUGGAAUAACCAACCAUUCAGUUGUAUUAACCAGCCAUUCCUGGUGAAAUGUCAUGUUACUAUUUUUAAUUGACAUUGUUUAAUGAAAAUGGGAAUAUUGUCUGUGUAACUACCAUACUUUGAAAAAAUGAAUAUACAAAUUUCCAAUAUUUAUUUAGAGACAUGCAGAUAUUGAAUUUUGGGAAACUCUUGGAUAUGUACAGUAUCUUAUUGUUAAUCAUUAUUGUAUACUUGUACAAAAUUUCUGGAUAAUUUAAAGUUUAAUACUGUGGUUAAGGGACAAGACUCCAGAAAGUACUGGAAAGAUGAAACACGAGCAUAGCUCUCGUCCCAUAACUACACUGGUAAUUGCACUCGGACACACCACUCGGUCAGCAUUUUCCCUCACAUACUUCAUUCUUAUAUAUACAAAAUAUAUAUAGGGGUUAUAGAGGGUGUAACUUUCACAAGGCUACAGUAAACGGGAGAAUAUAGAUGACCAAGUAUAUAACAUAGAAAGAGGGUGCUGUGUAACAACAAAAACUUGAGAAAUUUGUCAAAUUGAAGUGAAAACUCUUCACCAUAUCAGUAGCUGGGUGCUGCCUCUUAACUGCUUGUUAUUUGCAAGCCUUUAUAUGUUAAAGGAUCCUGGGAAAAGAGACUUCUUCAUUUGUUUGGUUAUCAGAAGUGGAAUAUUGACUAAACAAUGACCGCUUCAAAAUAAUCGCUAAUCCCUAUUUUUUUUUUAAAUACAGUAAUUUUGUGUUUUUUUUUUUGUUAAUCUCAUGCCUGGAUAAGUGAUCAACACAUGGGAUUUUCUUGAAGGGAACAGCCUUAAUUACUAAUGUUUACUCAGUGAAGCGCUUCUGCAGGUCUAAACUCACAUGCUCAUCUCUCCUGAAGUGUUGCACUUAACAAAAUAUUGUUGUAAUAAAGGCGUGUCUUUGGACCAUGUUUCCAUCAGUGUUUGCCAACAUGUACUCUUUGAGUGUGAUAUCCAUGUUAUGUUAAAUAAUUUUAUAAAAGAAACAAGUUUUGUGUUCUAGAGUGAAACAAUGAUUUUUUACUUUUGCAUUUAAUAAAGGAUAAAACAUUAAUACGAAUAGCUUUGACAAAAGAAUUGUACACAUGAAAGUGAAAUGUUGUUUUUCACUUUCAGCUUCCAUGACAAUUACUUUUCUGACUAUAACUUUUCAGAACGAUUAAAGUUUCCCCAAGUUAUCUUUAAUCAUUAUUAAAAUAAAUUUGUAGUACAGGUAAUUGUAAAAAAUAUGAUAGAUGCACAGCAAUUGGUGAAUUGCUGUGUGAUUAAACAGGAUAUCACCUGCAGCUACUGUACUUUUUUACGUCGGAUAAAUUUUAUUAAAUCGCA
This is a messenger RNA of Procambarus clarkii (red swamp crayfish), 4227 nucleotides long. RefSeq names its product myosin-2 heavy chain. The record is from RefSeq and is a predicted model, not a curated record. Lineage: Eukaryota; Metazoa; Arthropoda; Malacostraca; Decapoda; Cambaridae.